AUGGAUUUUUCAUCAGUCUCGGAGGAUAAUUGGUGGGUGUUCUUUACACUCCCAGCAAUUCUUGAAUCCCAGAACUUAUGCAACAUUUGGAUUUUGUUCUCUACUGCCAUGUUCUUCCUAGCUGCAGGGCUCAGUGCUUGGGCUUUCUCUUCUGGAGGGCCUGCAUGGAGAGCUGGCCGGAACGAGUUAGGCCAAGUUCCAAUCCCCGGACCCAGGGGCCUUCCAAUUAUAGGCAGCUUAUUCAACUUGAGCCACGGCUUGGCUCACCGAACUCUUGCAUGCAUGGCUUCAAGCCAUGGUGCAAGUCAACUCAUGGCGUUCAGCUUGGGAUCAACUCCCGUCGUAGUGGCUUCCGAACCACGAACGGCUCGUGAGAUCUUGACCUCACCCCACUUCUCCAGCCGUCCCAUAAAACAGUCGGCUAAGCAGCUCAUGUUUAGCCGAGCCAUCGGUUUCGCUCCCAAUGGAGCCUACUGGAGGCUUUUGAGGAAAAUUGCCUCAUCUCACCUCUUUGCACCCAAGCGCAUAUUAGCCCAUGAAGCUGGACGUCAGCUAGAAUGCGCAGCUAUGUUAAGGGCCAUUUCCAAGGAGCAAACCAUGCAAGGGUUUGUAAGCCUUAGAAAACACCUACAAGUAGCUUCCUUAAACAAUAUAAUGGAAAUUGUGUUUGGUAAAAGGUAUGAAACGACAUCACUUAGUGAAGAGGCUCAAGAAUUGCAUGAAAUGGUCAGAGAAGGGUUUGAGCUCUUGGGAGAAUUCAAUUGGUCUGAUCAUUUGCCCUGGUUGAAGAAUUUUUAUGACCCUUUUCGCAUUCAACAACGUUGUUCAGCUCUUGUCAUUCGGGUUAGAAAACUUGUUAAAAAGAUUAUUGAAGAACAUCGAGUUGGAAAGUCGUCUGAGGUCUCCGAUGAUUCUGAUUUUGUCGAUGUUUUGCUCUCUCUAGAAGGUGAAGAAAAGCUUGAUGAAGAUGAUAUGGUCGCUGUUCUAUGGGAAAUGAUUUUUCGGGGCACAGACACUACUGCACUUCUAACUGAGUGGAUCAUGGCAGAAUUAGUUUUGCACCCUCAAGUCCAAACCUAUCUUUACAAUGAGCUGAAAAAUGUUUUGGGAGAUAAAAGUGUCACAGAUGCAGACGUGGCUAAGCUACCCUACCUUCAGGCUGUGAUCAAAGAGACUCUGAGGCUGCAUCCACCAGGACCCCUUAUGUCGUGGGCCCGUUUAUCGACGGAUGAUGUCCACCUGAGCAAUAGGAUGGUCAUACCAGCCAACACAGUUGCCAUGGUUAACAUGUGGGCUAUAACACAUGACCCUCAGGUGUGGGAUGAGCCAUGGAUGUUCAAGCCAGAGAGGUUCAUACCAUGGGCUGGUGGUGUAAAUCUGGACGUGAGAGGAAAUGACCUUAGGCUUGCACCAUUUGGAGCAGGCCGUAGGGUUUGUCCAGGGAAGAACCUAGGACUUGCGACUGUGAGCCUUUGGGUGGCUAAAUUGGUGCAGAAUUUCAUGUUGGCUCAGAACAAUGAAGCUCAGCCAGUUGAUUUGACUGAGGUAUUGAAGCUGUCAAGUGAGAUGAAGAAGCCACUCUCAGCUGUGGUUGUUCCAAGAAAUGGUGCAUUAUUGACCUAA
Messenger RNA from Coffea eugenioides, 1623 nucleotides. Its product is annotated as cytochrome P450 78A7. The transcript is spliced from 2 exons. NCBI's taxonomy places the organism in Eukaryota, Viridiplantae, Streptophyta, Magnoliopsida, Gentianales, Rubiaceae. Gene Ontology annotation, molecular function: heme binding; iron ion binding; monooxygenase activity. The record is from RefSeq and is a predicted model, not a curated record. The coding region runs from base 1 to 1623 and encodes 540 amino acids.